Molecule: messenger RNA, 277 nt
Organism: Loa loa (African eye worm)
Lineage: Eukaryota; Metazoa; Nematoda; Chromadorea; Rhabditida; Onchocercidae
Exons: 2
Coding region: 23-277 (84 amino acids)
Source: RefSeq, a predicted model, not a curated record
CAGAUAUUCACUUUUCUUCGUUAUGUCAUUCGAAGAUCUUUACGAUUAUUGCUUCCGAAAUAUUGGUCUUAUACAUCUCAUUCCAUCUUCUUCAGCUAAAGGUAAUAAUGAAGAUCAAAAUGAAUUAACAACAUUGGAUACUGUAUUCACCAGUUCACGAUAUGUCAUUUUUUACCUGAUCAAUUCUACCAGUACCCGUUCACUGGAACCCGUUUUAUCGCUAAAAAAGCUUGUCCAACAACGAAAUAGCAUUUUUGCUAAUUGUCCAAGGGAGUGA